Molecule: messenger RNA, 1053 nt
Organism: Diabrotica balteata
Lineage: Eukaryota; Metazoa; Arthropoda; Insecta; Coleoptera; Chrysomelidae
Source: the annotation of a GenBank genome assembly
UAAUAACUUAACCUAUAAUAGUUAAUAUUAUUAGUAAAUUAAAUUAUUUUUAAUAUUUUAUUUGGCAUCAAUGAAAGUGGAAUGUCUUUUCGGCGUACUUCAUCAAAUUUGUUAAAAUUGUUUAAAAACGAAUCCUUAUUUAGCACGUACAGAUUUAGUAGUAAGACAACAGGAGAAUAUUGUUUAAAUUAUGUUAAAAAAUAUGACUACGAAAAUUUUGUUUGCACUCUGUUGCUUGAAAAUUCUGCCAGAGCAAGUGCUUUAGCAGUGAGAAGUUUCAAUAUUGAAAUUGCUCAGGUAGUAGAGAAUGUUUCACAAGAAACUAUUGGUCUUAUGAGAUUAAAGUUUUGGGAGGAAACUGUGGAAAAGUGUUUAUCUACCAACUAUAAAUUAGUACCUAAACAUCCUGUAGCACAAGAACUAUUUAGGGCAAAUAGUAUGAAGAAACUUUCCAAAAGAUAUCUACAUAAUUUAAUUAACUCAAGAAAGACCACCUUAAAUAUUUUAGGUUUUAAAUCUUUAGAAGAUAUGGAAAAGUAUACAGAACAAAGUGUAUCAAAUGUCUAUUAUUUAAUUUUGGAAUCAUGUGGUGUUAAGAACAUAGAUGCAGAUCAUGCAGCUUCCCAUCUAGGAAAAGCUCAGGGCAUUGUACAACAUAUAAGAAGUAUACCCCAUGCAGCUCGUUUAAACUUUUUGGCGAUUCCUGAUGACAUACUUAUAAAAAAUAAAGUAAGUCAAGAGCAUAUUAGGAGAGCAAAAAAUAGCAAAGAAUUACAUGAAUGUAUCUUUGAAAUCUCUAGUAGAGCACAUCAACAUCUUAUGAAAGCAAGAAGUCUGAUGGAGAAAGUUCCACAAGAAGGAAGAAAAGUGUUGUUGCCUGCUGUUCCUGUUUUUAUUUAUCUAGAACGAUUACAAAAUGUAGACUAUAAUGUAUUUCAUCCAUCACUGCAACAUAGAUCUUGGAAAUUAUUACCACAGUUAUGGUUUACAAAUUUUAGAAAGAAAUAUUGAUAAGUUUAUAGUAUUUAUGUAAUAAAAGUUGUUGUUAUUGUG